AUGUAUGUCAUCCAUUCUUCGAGGAAAGCCUUUCACAAAUGGCAUGUGGCUGACUUGAACAACAGGAACCGAACUCUAUCCGGCAGAAGACGCAGCUCCACGAACACGGGCCGACACCGGUUCAGCAUUUCAACCUUCCGCGGCCUCCAGCAGCCGCUGCUGAGCAAGAAAAUGAACCGGGUCAUCAAGUCCGAGAACGCGGCGAUUGCGGCUCAUGAGUCCGCCGCUAGGCAGCGACUGGCAAUCGCGGCUCAGCUGUCCGAGUGGGGGGAGACGACCCAGGAUGAGGCGAUUUCGGACAUCUCGGAUAAGCUUGGCGUGCUGAUGGCGGAGAUGGGAGAGCAGGAAGAUCUCUAUGCGUUGAAUCUGGAGGAGUAUCGCAGCAUUCUGAAGCAUAUUCGGGAUACGGAGAGCUCUGUACAGCCUACGCGCGAUCAGCGGACGAAGAUCGCGGAGGAUAUUCAGAAGCUGAAGCUGAAGGAACCGAAUAGUCAUCGGAUCGAGACCUUGGAGCAGGAGCUUGUUAGGGCUGAGGCGCAGAAUCUCGUUGCUGAGGCCCAGUUGACCAAUGUGACCAGACAGAGGUUCAAGGAGGCAUUGCAUGUUAAUCUGGCCGCUGUGAUUGAGCGGGGAGAAAAACAAGCCCUGCUUGCCCGCCAUGCUCGUCGCUUACUCAAUUGUCUUGAUGACACCCCGGUGAUCCCCGGAGACGAGCCCAAGGAGUAUGCACACGGCGAUGAAGCUAAGCAGAUUAUUGAAGAUGCCGAACGGGAGCUUCACUCCUGGGAGAGUAACAUCGAGCCUGUGGAAACCGGCGCAGGUGCUGCACCCGCCGGCACUUCCAACCCAUCGUCUGCUCGUGAAGUUCGCGAAGAAGCAGGAACCGAGUCUCAGGCCACGGAGUCUGUGGCAGAUGAGCCUGAAGAUACUCAGGCGGAGACCGUCUCUACAUCUGAUGAAGGUGCUCACAUAGCGGUGGCAGAUAUGGCGUCUCCACAUGCAAGAGUUCAUAGCAUGUCAGCUCCAAUGAUGGAUGCUGACGCUCUGGAGGAGCAGUCACCAUCUGCGACUACUCCAAAAGUUACCGGCAUGGGUGUUACUGGCGGAGAGGCCCAGGCGAGUCGUUCAGACAACGUGAACGGUCCAAGUGAGACUCAGGAAAAUUCGGCUCCCCGUACUACUCAAGCUUCCAGCGGAAAUGAGACGAACUUCCCAAUUCGCACCAAGAAAACUGAGCCAUAUCAGCAAGGAGGGGCGUUGUACGAACAAGUACAGCGGGUUGCUGUUCCAAUCUGA
Molecule: messenger RNA, 1296 nt
Organism: Aspergillus calidoustus
Lineage: Eukaryota; Fungi; Ascomycota; Eurotiomycetes; Eurotiales; Aspergillaceae
Source: the annotation of a GenBank genome assembly